This is a messenger RNA of Labrus mixtus (cuckoo wrasse), 2657 nucleotides long. It is a transcript of the gene wnt2, whose product is annotated as wingless-type MMTV integration site family member 2. Gene Ontology annotation, cellular component: extracellular region. The transcript is spliced from 6 exons. Gene Ontology annotation, molecular function: frizzled binding; cytokine activity. The coding region runs from base 450 to 1502 and encodes 350 amino acids. The record is from RefSeq and is a predicted model, not a curated record. Gene Ontology annotation, biological process: neuron differentiation; cell fate commitment; multicellular organism development. Lineage: Eukaryota; Metazoa; Chordata; Actinopteri; Labriformes; Labridae.
GAGUGAAGCGCCCAUCACUUUGGACCAUUUCUCUGUGCGCAGCGGAGCUCCGGUCUGGACGCGGGCCAAGCCUGUCUGGUGUCAAACCAGCCUGAACAGAUACUCUCAGACAUCUCAUUCCUGAGACGGGAUUCUGCCCACCCCUUGUGUAAAGCAAUUUAAACCUGAUAGCUCAUCAUCUCCACUGAAAAUAUUUGCCCGGACUAUUAAGACGGUCUCUCUGCACUUUUUUCCCUCAUAUGCACUUUGCCACCGUGCAGAGGCAGAACCAGAGCCGGGCAUGGCUUUUACGCGCAAACCUCCAUCAUCCGACCGUCCUGUGAUUUAUUUUUAAUGCAAGCGUGACAUUGGACAUUAAUCAAGUUCUGACUUUUUCUAAUGUUUUACUUCUUUUUUUUCCCCGUGGAAAUGCUCGGUCCAGAUCCAUAAAGGACCAACGUUUGGUUAAUAUGAACUUAUUUCCAAGUGGAAUAUGUGUUUAUUUGUCUGUAGCAAUGUGCUGGCUGGUGGCCGAGGUCGAUGCGUCCUGGUGGUACAUGGGCACCCUGGGCUCUCAGGUGAUGUGCGACAAUAUCCCCGGCCUAGUGAACAAGCAGCGCCAGCUGUGUCGCCAGCACCCAAAAGUGAUGCAGGCCAUCGGGGCCGGGAUGAAAGACUGGAUCUCGGAGUGCCAGCACCAGUUCCGCAACCACCGCUGGAACUGCAACACCACGGCGAGGGAACACAGCCUGCUCGGACGCCUGCUUCUCCGCAGUAGCCGCGAGGUGGCCUUCAUGUACGCCAUCUCCUCAGCCGGUGUGGUUUACACGUUGGCACGAGCGUGCAGCCAGGGCGAUUUGGACUCCUGCUCCUGCGACCCCACAAAGAAGGGCUCAUCCAUGGACGCCAAGGGCUCCUUUGACUGGGGCGGCUGCAGCGACCACGUGGAGCACGCCAUGCGCUUCAGUCAGGCGUUUGUGGACGCCAAGGAGAGGAAGGAGAAGGACGCCCGGGCGCUCAUGAACUUGCACAACAACAGAGCCGGCCGAAAGGCCGUGAAGCGCUUCAUGACCCUGGAGUGUAAAUGUCAUGGUGUCAGCGGGUCCUGCAGCGUUCGGACCUGCUGGUUGGCAAUGGCCGACUUCAGGCAAACCGGCGACCAUCUUCGCAAGAGGUACAACGGCGCCGUGCAGGUGGCGGUUAACCAAUACGGCACUGGAUUUACUGCCGCGCACACGCACUUCAAAAGACCCAGCAAGAACGACCUGGUGUACUUUGAGGACUCGCCAGACUACUGCAUACGGGACAACGAGUCAGGGUCCAUGGGGACGGCAGGGCGCGUCUGUAACCGGACGUCUCGCGGCGUGGACGGCUGUGAGGUCAUGUGCUGCGGCCGAGGCUACGACACCUCGAGGGUCAGCCGGACCACCAAGUGCGAGUGCAAGUUCCACUGGUGCUGCGCCGUGCACUGCCGCGACUGCCACCAGCAGGUCGACGUGCACACCUGCAAGGGCCAGACGUGACACUAACUGACCAAUCGCAUUUAACCACAAGUCACGUGGGAUCACUGUGUGGAAACUUCUGCAGUUUUUCGACUUGUUGCGUAGCUCUCAAAGAUCCGUGUGACUUUCAAACAGUAGGUAGGUCGUUUUAGCUUCUUCAGGUAGCGCUGUGCUCCUCCUUCAGACAUGCUCUCUUUGCUGCUCGUGCUUUUCCUUCUCUGUCUCCUCCUUUCAUUUUUUUUUCUCAAACUAAUGAGAUCAAACACAUCAUCCAUCCCAAGAUCUUCAGGAUGACUAGACUAGAAAAUGUUUCAUCAACAUGUUCAAAGUUCAACGACUAACAGAAGAGUUAUACUUGUGUUUAAAACACAUCAAACAAUAUGAACUAGUGAAUAGUGCGCCUUCCAUCUUCAGCAAAAUCAGGUUUGCAAAUGUUUACUUCAUCUUCAAAGGCACAAACUCUGGUUAGACCGCAGACUGUAAAGUAAUGUUAGUGUGCUGUGGUUUGACAUCCUGGAUGUCAUCAGAUGGUUAGAUGUGCCGUCUGGGUUAUUACAAGCAUGUAUCAACUGGGAUCAUAAUUGGGGGCAAACACAACAACAGUUAUAAAGAUGUUCCAGUUGCAGCAGUUAUUACUUUACAUUCCUGUAGGUGGCGACAUCCACUCAAAGAAAUCUGCAGCUGUAAAACAGUUGGUACCUGGAGGACCAGAAUUAGAACUGGACCAGAUCCACAGCUCUGAAGACAGCUGUGUCUUAAUUCAGGGGCAGCGUCCUCAGAAGGGUGUAGAACGCUCUGCCCCGACUGAGAUGAGACACGAUCUGGUCUACAGAAGAUUCCCCGUUAGCGUCACUAGCUUGAACCAGCUCGGAAGAAUUGGCGCACAUUGAAUCCCGGGAUUCAUUGAGCCACGAAGGCUGAAGCAUAUGGAUCCUUUUGUUGGAGGGCACAUUUGUCGGCAUUAUUUGAAGGAGCCUUUAUCAUAAAGCCUUCAACGUGCUGCUGUGACAAACUCCAUCUUCAAAUGUCUUUAAAUGUGCCCUCUGAAGGACGCAGCCCCUGAAAUGGGUCAUAGCCAUCGUGUACUGCAGAUGGAUCAGAUUGGCUUUCACUGACUGUAAUCAACUGGACUUCUAAAUUGACAUCUUGAAAAGUUACUGCUCAAAAUAAAUCCAC